GCUGCUUUUGGCAGAUGGUGGCCGCAAAGAAGACGGAAAUCUGAAAUAGAGUACUAUGCCAUGUUGGCCAAAACUGGUGUCCAUCACUACAGUGGCAAUAAUAUCGAACUCGGCACAGCAUGUGGAAAAUACUACAGAGUAUGCACACUGGCCACCAUUGAUCCAGGUGAUUCUGAUCUCAUUAGAAGCAUGCCAGAACAGACCGGUGAAAAAUAAACCAUGCAAAAUUUUUCAUUAAUAAAACUUGCCAGAGCUUGUUUUAAAAAAAAAAAAAA
This is a messenger RNA of Heterocephalus glaber (naked mole-rat), 275 nucleotides long. The record is from RefSeq and is a predicted model, not a curated record. Lineage: Eukaryota; Metazoa; Chordata; Mammalia; Rodentia; Bathyergidae.